GCUGAGAGCUUCGAUUAUGAUCUUCGAACAAGUUUUUAUUAUUUAACUGCCGUCAGCAUUAGAGAUUGUCGUUAUCAAUCAGUUUUUCUCUAUUGUAAUUUAGUAUAGUAUAUAGUAAUGGUAAUGAAUAAAGCAGUAAGAAUGAACUUAUCGGCAGCGGAAUCGCUAGUAUGAGUUUGUUGUGCGGCACCGAAGGAAGAACUAUGCUAUUUUCAAUGUGUUUCCAUGGAAAAGAAAAUUAUUUCCAUGUGUGUAAUUAAGCUAAUUUAGAGAUGGGUCGGUGUGAAUUUUCAACAAGGAUUAUUCCCGUAACGCUUGCCUGGACGCUGAUUUUAGGCUGCACCUCGCUUUACUUCGCAUUUGUUUGCCGUUACCUGCUGCAAACCUACAGCUAUGCAUUCCCUGUGUUCCAAGGUUUGCUAUCCCUUUUUGUCAUCCUCAACUUGUCUUUGGCAACCUUCAUGGAUCCAGGCAUUUAUCCCAAAGCCCAUGAAGAUGAGCAAGUGAGUGACGAUUUCCGGGCACCACUUUAUAAGACAGUCGAGAUAAAGGGAGUGAUGGUCCGAAUGAAAUGGUGCACAACUUGUCAGUUUUAUCGCCCACCACGGUGCUCCCACUGCAGUGUUUGCAAUAACUGCAUUGAGACUUUUGACCACCACUGUCCAUGGUUGAACAACUGCAUUGGACGGCGAAAUUAUCGUUUUUUCUUCAUGAUGCUGCUCUCUUUGUCCAUACAUAUGGUCAGCAUCUUCUCCCAGAGCAUCAUCUACAUCCUUCAUCAUAAGGACAAAAUUUCAGAACCAGGCCCUAUUGUUGUUAUAGUGGUUGUCUGCAUCAUUGCAAUGUCAUUUGUUCCUGUGUUUGGACUGACUGGAUUUCAUAUCAUGCUGGUAUCUAGAGGUAGAACAACCAAUGAACAGGUAACAGGAAAAUUUAAAGGGGGAUUAAAUCCUUUCCAUCGAGGUUGUUGUAAAAACUGCACCUAUGUUUUAUGUGGUCCACACUGGCCAAAGCUGGUUUCUUAUAUUCCAAAAACCCGCACAAUACAGAUAGACUCAUCUAAAGUCACAUACGUUGCAGCAGAUAAAGAUGUAAAAAUAAAUAUGGAGCAAGCGAAUGGUGUGCGUCCUCAUGGCAACUCCACGGUCGACAAUAGCAUAUCAUUACACACAGAGCAGUCACAGCAAGAAUUCUUUGACAAGGGCAGCCACGGUGUUGAUGGUGAAUUUUCUCCUCCCUCAAAGCACCAAUUGGGCUCGUAUAACAACCUCUUCGAUGCAUCUAACACCUCAAACCCACCAUCGAACUCUAUUAGCAGUACCAAACCAGCCAACAAUAACUCCACCACUUCUGUUGGUGCUGCUUUCAAUGCUGCCCAUCUGAAAGGGGGAAGCAGCCAUAAUUUACGAGGAGGAGAGAACCACAGCGCAGGGCCAAAGCCAGGUUAUGCCCAGCAAACAGUGUACCAUCGUGCAGCAUCAGCCUCACCACAGAGACAUCACCAUCAGCGCACUCCAACUGCCAGUGAUGAAGAUGAUUCUGGUCUUCGUUCUCCAUCUGGAGGAAGUUUGCCAACAAGUCCAAGUACUGAGCGGUUGGCAUCCAGGUCUGCACCCACGAGGUUCGUGGGACGACUGCAGGAUGGAAAUGCAAGAGAGAUGUCCAAUGUCAGAGCUGCAGGUCCAGUGGGUGCAAUGAGUAAUAAAGGGCAUGUGCCACAGCCAAUUAAAGUCACAUCUCCUUAUGUGACUGCACCCCCACCCCUGUCUGCAGGGGGCACUCUGCAUUCACCUUCUCCAGGAAGAGAAGGAUUCAUGUACAGGCCAGCAGCACCUUCCCCAGGAACGGCUGUGCGGGACCGCUCUCGAACAUUUUAUCGUGCUCGAAGUAGAUCACGAGAGAGUUUGAACCGUUCUCGAGAAAACAUAUCCCGGUCACGCGAAUACCUAAGUAGUUCAAAGGAAGGUUUGUCAAACUCUGAGGAAAUGCUCAACCGGUCGCGGGAAGCAAGCAUAUCCUCUUAUCAUUCCAUGGUGGGAUCAAUGGCGGGACCUGCUCAUGGACGGCUCGGCUCAGCAGGCAGUGCAGUAGGAAAUCACAGUGGUGCAGCUGUGCCCCAAAAUGCUGGUGGUGGUGAGGGACCUGAUGGUCGAGCAGGAGGGCGGCCCAUGACCUUUGUGCGUGCCCUUCAGAUGACAGAAGCAGCAGAAGUGAGGGAACGGGAACAGACGCAGAACAGUCGCCUGCGCCGAAUGCGCAAGGAAAGCAGCAGAAGUGUUUAUGACACAACAUACGAAGCAUCAGUUUAAUAUUGACAAAACGUGUAGUUUUCUAUUGUUUCAUUACGAUGAGUGACUUUGUGAGACAAAGCUUUUGUUAUUUAGAAUGUUGAAUUGCUGUUAGAUAUAUUUCCAGCUGGCUCUACUAGCAGUGAGAGGACCAGGCAAUUUGAGGGGCAGAUAGCUUUGUGCCUUUAGGCAUACUAGAAAUAUUUCUAGUUUCUGUGGGGUUGGGGUGGUGGAACCCAGAAAAGUUUUCAUUUUUUUAAAGAAUGUCGUUGAUUUUUUUUUUUAAAUUAACUUUUUCGUGAGUUUAAAUUAUGAUGUCUUAAAUGUGGAAGCUAGUAUAAAUUGCUGGUUCAUUUAUCAGAUGAUGUCAUAUCAGGGAACUUUGUAGGAAUUGUGUGAAAAACUUGUGAGAAAAAUGAAAGAACUGCCCAGUUGCUUAUGAUUCAUACAGUAGAAUUCUGAACAGCUUAGCAUGUUGAAAAUUUUGCAAGUUGUGACAUGAUGACUUGGUGAGCAAAACUAGCGUUUCUGGUUCACAUUCUAGUUCAGCAUGGGUUUACAGCCAAAAAAUAAAAGGCAGUGGUUACUGCAGCAGGUUAAUGACAGCAUUGUACCUGCCUGACAGAUUGCCUUGCAGAACAGAAAGAAAUAAGCAUGCAGAUAGGGGAACUUAUCAUUUCAUGCCUUUUGUGUCACCCUUUUGCCUGUGCACAAGGUGAAGCACAUUGGAAUGCAUGCGUUAGUGAUGUUUUAUGUGUGACUUUCUGGUACUGUUAUACCUCAUUUGUUGUGAUAACCAUACCUGCCCUCUGCCCCAUCUCUUUUCUUUGCUUCUGAGAAAGAGCUGCAAACAAACAAGCCAACAUUAGCUUCUCCAACCGUCCAAACUUGUUCUCCAUUUUUUUUCCCAUUUUCUUUAACAGCUUGAUAAUUUUAAUCCUUUUUUUUUUCAAUAACAAUCCUUAAGAAAUUAAAUACCAUCACUGCUUUCUGGGUAGACAUUAAAGCAAUGAGCUUUUGGGUUUUCUUGUGUCAUAAAAAUUACUAAAGCUUCAGCAGCUCAGUCUAGACCCAUUCAGUUUGAGCAGCUAUAGGUGUUCUUUAAGGAUUGGAACAUCAUUAUGGCUACUUAUUACAAAAAACAUUCACAACCAUGUGCUGAGCAUAACAGCAGCAACAAUACAAAAAUGUGCUUCUAAAAUAGAAUUCUUGAUUAUUUUGCACAAAAUUUUUCGUCAUUUUGUCCAUGUCCUGGUGUUAAUUGGUGAUUGACAUUCUGGUUUACUGCCAGUGAGGUUCAUCAUGUUGUCUACCAGCUUUUGACAGAAAAGGUCUUUAGUCUGUCCUCAAAUGCUUUAAGUUUACUAUUUUGUUUUCAUUUUGAUUUCUGUGUGUGGAAACUGAUGUGAACCAGUGUUCUCAUGAUCAUUAUUUAUUGAUUGAUUUUUAAUAAAUCAACAUCCAUAAACUGGUAAUAAAAUUGUACAUUAUUGUUACUUAGGCCAUUGGCAGUAAUCUACAGAAAGCAUUCAGUAAUGCUUCACUAGAUGAGAGAAAGGUGUUUUUUAAAAUCACAACACAAAUUUCAUCUUCUUCGUGCUUUUAUUUACAGCUGUUACAGAUGAAACAUCUGUUUGGUUAUUUCCAAAAGAAAGGCAACCUGUGCUGGUGCCUGGAAAGAAUAGAAAUCCCGUAUAGAUCAGCAGCUAUGACGUUGGGCAUGUCCAGCUUGUCUAACAGCUGGAUGUACAGUAGCGAAAUGAAGUAGUCUUCCCUACUACAACAUGAACAACAGAAUGCUUAUCAACAAUAGGAACUUUCCAAAUGUUUGUAUUUGAGGAUAGGACUGUCAUCAUCAUCAUCACUACAGUGUCUAUCUCGCUUCUAAAUUGAGAAUUGUCCAAAACAUGCAUGACAAAGAGCUUAUGGUUUAAUGUGUUGUUCAGUGGAACAUCAGAAAUUCACACCUCCCACCUUAUUUUCAAGUACAACACAUUAGUUUGCUUCUUUUUUCCUCAUGUUGCACCUUUCUUGUGGGCUUGUCGUGUCAUAUUCUUAAAUUGAUAUAAAGCUGUACAAGCCAAGAUUUCAAGACUGGGGUGUACGAUCUUUGUUCAUUCAUGACUUUCUCAUCUCUUAAAUGUCAUCAAAGCUGAGAGGGCUUAGAAAGUGUAAACAUCUAAAACAAAAUGUUUGGAACAAAUAAAAACAUGUACAUUUAAUUGCUAUGUCCAUGCAAGGAUUUGUCACAGUUAAUGGUGAAUAGUGACUGAUGUUUCAUUUCCACAUUUUGCAAGAUUCUUAUGAUUGAAUUCAUUCUUGAAUGAGCAGUGUGUGAAUUUUCAUUUCAUGAAUGGGCUCUUUUAUAAAGUCUUCAUUUAGCAACAAAAAUGGUUUUGAACAAGAAUCUGUGAAGCUUAACUGGUUGUUAAAUACAAUGAUUUGGAUUGCAGGAUGCCUUUGAGAGAACUAAGAUGGAGCAUUAUAUAACAUGACAAGUAUAAAAACUUGUAUUGAUUAUAGUAAUAUUGUAGGGAGUAUGGAGGAGAAAGGGGGAGAAGAGAGAGUGUGUGUAUUGAGAGAGAUGGGUGGGAAUGAGGGAAGAAUUACAAUGUUUAUAUAUUUUACUUGAUUGUGUAUGUGCAACUUGUGAACUUAAAUGGCAAAAGAUAUUCACCGGCUGUUGGAGAGGGCUGUUGAGGUGACUGCAUGGAUAAAGUAUGGUUGCAUGCAUAUAUAUGGGCGUAUGUAUAUGUGUUAGCGUCCAUCACAAGCAUGUUAUGGAUGCUUGUCAUGUAUGUAACUGGAUAGUUUUCAAUGUGUGAAAUGCCAGAUGUAAAUAUAUUCAUGUAUGCAGUCUAGAGUAUCAUGUACAAGCAAGUGUUGUUGGUCUUGACUAUUUUCUUCUCCUUGCAUUGGCUUUAUUACUGUGGUCCUUGACAGCUUAAGUGCUGUGUUACUUAAAGAUUUAAAAGUUUGUCAAAAAGAUUAAAAAGAACUUGUGACCCUUUUCAUCAGCUCUCCUCAUUUUCACCUGUCCAUUUAGAGGCAAAAAUUGGUUUGCAAGAAUUGUGCACCUUGCAAAAACAAAUAAAAUGUUUUGAAAGAAAUGUUCUAUUGGAUGAAUUUAGUAGCCAUCCUCAGCAUAUAAAUUUAUCGAGCACUAAGCUGAUGAAGGUGGAAGGAGGCAGUUCAUUGUGUCUCAUAUUUUGACAAGAAAUUUGGACAGAAGGUCCACUCAGUUUCCAUGCAUGUUGACAUCCUCUUCAUGUAGAUAGGUCACAUCCAAAGUGAAGUUUUCUUUUUCUACUUUUUCUUUUUCAAUAGUGUUUAGAAAAUGCUUCUGCAGGUGCAGAUGAUAGUGUUUUGUCUUCCGCGAUUUGUUUCAAAAUGCAAUUGUUAGUACAUUUAGAACCCAAACAUGAAAAUGCUUUUCUACGUUUAUUUCCCAGGAUGUUAAAAGUUCGGAACUUUAAAGGGUCCAGUAGUGUUACAGAUCUUUAGUUUUAGAUCAUACUAUCAUUAGCUACUUAAGAUCAAGUAUGCAUCAAUAGUAACAGUAGAGUGGGUCACUUUUUUUGUUUUAUUUAUAUAUGUUUAUCACAUAGACUUUCUAGCUUAUGAGACGUUUGAAAUUUAGCAUGUUUUUACUCACAAAAGCCAAACGAAAUCCUUCAUCCCUUUUAAUGUUCCAUAUUAUAAGCCACAGUUGUCUGAGAGACAGUACAGUAUUAGCCAAUCAAACCUCUGCACAAAAAACUUCUUUAGUGGGAAGGAAUUAUAAGGGUAAUAAUUUUUUUCUCCAUCAUUUGGUGGCUUCCAUCCAUACUAUCUUUGCAUUACAUUUGAAUAAUUUCUGAAGUUGGUAAAAAGUGCUUAUUGCCUUAUCCCCCAUUCUCCCCAAAACCUUUAAACCUGCCAGGGUAAUGCCAAGACAAAACACUAUGCUUGCUAACUGUUUCCAUUCUCCCUUACUUUUAACAUCAAACCAUUAGACACUUUUAACAUUCUUUCUUUGUUGCUACUUGAUAAUUUAUAUCCAUGCAUUUCUCAAGCUCCCAGUAGCGUUUGGUGCUGAUUUCCUAACUACUUAUUCCUGCUGCAUGACAUUGUCAAAAUCUGAGUUUGUUUUUUCUAUUAGGCAGAUUGUAGACAGAUGCUCACAGUUUUGUAUUAUUCUUCUAUUCAGCCUUUGCCUCCUGAUUCCCCUGACUGCUCCACACUUUUGGCAUUUUAUAUGAGACGUUCUUGUGCAUGUUGAGAUGGAUGUAGGUGGUCCUAAAAAAAUGUAGUGAUGGUUCUUUUCUUUGUCAUUAUAAUCAAGGUGCAUAUGGUCUUGUCCAUUCUGUAGAGAUUUUUGCAGAUUGUGUUUGAAUUUCAGCUGUGGCAUUUGUCUGUCUUCAGGUGAACACAAUCCACCCUCUGCUUAUGAGUUUCUGUUCUAGCUAAACUAAGGCAUUGCUGUGCAAGUCAUUUGUAGCAGAUUCUUAUUCUGUUGAAUUAUGCAGCUAGGAAGCCUGUAGAAAUGACUUAAAUUUCCAUUUUGUCAGUUUCAGAAAAAUUGAGUGUUCUGAUGAAACUAAACAUUUUGCCAAUUCCACAGAAAUAUUUUUGCUAAAAUUUUGUCAGUACUGCUAUUUGGAGGCUUAUAUUGCAUAAUUUUGAGUCACAGGUUUAAAAACAAGCAAACCAGAUCAUGUAUGAAAUGCCAGAAGUGGUGGAUUGGAAAGAAUAGGAAAUUUGAAGGCUAUAUUUACUUUAGGAAUAAAUUUAGAAUGGAGGACUUCAUGCAUGCACACACACAAAACUUUAAACAAUGCACUUUCUUAACAGCUAAAUUAUUCCUUUAAAGUUCUUUUAAUGCUAGAUCAUUCACUUAUCAGUGUGUAUGUGUGCAUUUUAUUUAUUUUUUUGUGGGAGUCUAGAAUGGAAGCACUCCCUUACCCUUUCAUGGAUUUUUUGAUUGCUUAUUGAAAGAUUUGUAACUGCAUUUCAUAGAAUAAUUUAAACCUGUUGUGUUCGUGAUGAGAGGUACAAGACGAAAUUGGCAAAUGUACGGAGUGUUUUAAACUUUCGUCAUGUUAAAAUUGCACAUACUAUUGUGAUUGAAAAAAAUAAAAUAUGUUUUAUAAAUAUC
This is a messenger RNA of Pomacea canaliculata, 7425 nucleotides long. Its product is annotated as palmitoyltransferase ZDHHC5-like. Gene Ontology annotation, biological process: protein palmitoylation. The transcript is spliced from 8 exons. NCBI's taxonomy places the organism in Eukaryota, Metazoa, Mollusca, Gastropoda, Architaenioglossa, Ampullariidae. Gene Ontology annotation, molecular function: palmitoyltransferase activity. Bases 273 to 2309 code for a protein of 678 amino acids. The record is from RefSeq and is a predicted model, not a curated record.